CACACACACACACACACACUUAUACACCGAAACCCUCUCCAACCCAGUUUCUGAAAGUGUGUUUUAUUAUUCCUGCAGUGUUUGUUCAAAAGUUUUGACAAGUUGUGUUGUUUUGACCGAAUAAAGUAACCACAUGCAGCCAGAAGUCUUACGUCACAAGUGUAGCACUGAGAAGUCGGUGCCACGGAGGAUCACCUGAAGGCAGCAUCAGCCUUCAACCCUCUUUCUCUCGCCUUACAUAAUGCAUUUGGAAAACCCGCCCACUUUCUCAGACUGCAAAUAAGGCCGCAGACAGAAGGUGCUGCACAGUUUGAGCUUCAACCAAGUGAAUGAAAGUCAUCUGCAGUUUGAAAACCCACUUCAGGACACUUUAAUAUACUGCGGAACAAGAAUAAAGGAGUCAAUAGAGGACUUGCACAACCUGGAAAAAUGAUUUUCGAUAAGUUGAAAAAGUUUGACAUCAUCUUCGACUCUCCGGAGGAGGACUGUCCUCCGGUGUUCAGCAGCGGGGACGUGGUGUCCGGCCGGGUGGUGGUGGACCUGUCCGGGGAGAGUCGGGUGGACUCCCUGAAGCUCCACGCUGAGGGAUUCGCUAAAGUGCACUGGACUGAGUCCCGGUCCGCCGGCUCCAGCACCGCAUACACCCAGAACUACAGCGACGAGGUGGAAUACCUGAACCGGAAAGAGGUGCUGCUGCAGGCAGAUAAUGGUGAAGUAUCCGUCCUCCCUGCAGGCAGACAUGAAUUUCCAUUUAGCUUCCAGCUGCCUGAGGAGACGCUGGUCACCUCCUUUGAGGGGAAACACGGCAGCAUCCGCUACUGGGUCAAAGUUAAGCUACACAGGCCGUGGGCCACCGUCAGGAAGAUCAAAAAGGAGUUCACAGUUAUCGAGCCCAUUGACAUCAACACACCGGCCUUCUUGGCGCCACAGGCUGGAACGAAAGACAAGAUGGCACGGACAUGGUACCGCAACUUUGGACAGGUGUCUGUAACUGCAAAGAUCGACCGCAAAGGCUACACACCAGGUGAGGUGAUACCUGUCUUUGCGGAGUUCGACAACUCGACCUCCAGAUCAGUUGAGCCCAAAGCCUACAUCACUCAGACACAGACGUUCAUCGCCCGCGGCACCAUGAAGCAGAAGCGUGCGGUGGUGGGCACACUGUCUGGUGAUAUUGUGGGGGCCAGAUGCAGGGAGACGUGGCACGGUCGCGCCAUUAAGAUCCCACCUGUGGGUCCCUCCAUCCUGCAGUGCCGCAUCAUCAAAGUGGAGUACAUGCUCAAGAUUUGUGUUGACGUUCCUGGAACGUCCAAGCUGUGUCUGGAGUUGCCACUGGUCAUAGGAACCAUCCCUCUCCAUCCCUUCGGCAGCCGGACCUCCAGCGUCAGCAGCCAAUACAGCGUCAACCUGGAGUGGCUGCGCAUGGCCAUCCCUGAGCAGCCUGAACCUCCUCCAGAUUACAGCUCUGUGGUGACCGAGGAGGAGGCCGAGCAGUGCAACAAUGCGGUGGUCCUGCAGCCCGCCGAAGAUCUGAGUGGGAUCCUGGAGCGCCCCCUCAUGGCAUUUCUUCAAGAGUUUCGCUUCCGACCGCCGCCCGUGUACAGCGAGGUCGACCCCAACCCUCAGCCCUUAAACAUGAGACCUCGCUGCAUGACGUGUUGAACCAUGAGUCCCGCCUGUGCGUCAAUCAACUUAACUUAAAGAAACAAAUCAAGAGAUUUGUCUUCUCUUGGAUUACUUCUCUCCAAUAAAUGGCACCUGGUUCCACGGAGUGUCACGGAUAGGGACUGGAGCGCCACGGAGAGUUCAGGAGACGGAGCUCACAGGAACUCGAUGUCAGUGGAGAAGCCGCCACUUUGUUUCCAAUCCAUGAAAAAAAGUGGACUCUUUCCUGUUCUGUUACGAGGAAAGUAGCAUCUCCACAUCAGUUCCUGUCCACCACAAGUGACUUUUUUUGGCUCCUUUUUAUGAAGUGAGUUACAAAUAUCUCACAAUCAACAAUUCCCUCAUAUGAAGUGAAUUUUGAGAUUUAAGGAGUUUAGGACAUAUUGGGGGUGAAAGAUCACUUGAUAUGUGUUAGGUGGAGAGUUGAAGUUGCACCUAGUGUAUAAAAAAGCACUCUGGAGAAGCUGACAUAUAUUUAGAAGUACGUUGUCAUGAUUGACUAGCGUAAAACGGUGUAAUCUUAACUUUACAACUCUUCUUGUCCUGGCAACACAGUAGAUUUUAACAACCUACAUUGCAUCGUGUGACCAAGGAGCAGUGUGCCUGCGAUGAUUUCUACUAUUAGUUAAGCAAAUACUGUAUCAUGUGAUGGUGGAGCAGACAAGUCAAGUAAGCAGAUGUACUUUAUGCAUGCAGGUCACAAUAUGAAAAAGGGAAAAAUACACAUGACGUAAUUAUCUGCAGUUGAAGAUUGCAUGAGUUUCAUGGAGUCCUCUCAUAGAGCUGAAUGUAUUCUGCGAAAACUCAAAAAUGGUUUGCUUGUAUGUGGAUGGAUUCCGUGAGGUGUGUCGAGGCUUAAGGCACUGAAGAUAGACGGCAGAUUGUUAGCUGUCAGAUAGCUGUGGUGGUUGAUUCUAGCACAGCGUUGAAAUAGAAUGAGCAUUUUGUGUAUAAAGUUGCACGAGGCUCUUAGAUUAGCUGGCCCAGCUGCUAAACAAAAGGCGGAGGAGGAGAUGGAGACCUCUGAGCCACGUGUUCUGAAGCUUUUGAUGGGAGCCAGAUGCCUCUGUGCUGUGGGGCGCUUUGUGACGCUCCACCAGAACACAGAGCUCAGCAGUCAAGUCGAGCCUUAAACUGGAGAUGCCACUGAAAUGUAUGGACAAAGAACAUUCCAAAAACUCAAGGAUUAUUUGUUCUCCUCUACUUCCAAAAAGACUGUAGGAGUCUGAAAGAAGACUUCCUGGUUAGCUGUGUAACUUAAGUGCCAUGCACUGAAAAAACAAAUCUAUUUUUUUAUACAAUUGUAGAUUCACAAUCUUCUCAAAGUUUUGUAAUCUUUUUUUUCUAAUAAAAAAAUUGUCUUCGGUG
Messenger RNA from Cyclopterus lumpus (lumpfish), 3030 nucleotides. RefSeq names its product arrestin domain containing 2 (gene arrdc2). Bases 430 to 1659 code for a protein of 409 amino acids. The record is from RefSeq and is a predicted model, not a curated record. Gene Ontology annotation, cellular component: cytoplasm; plasma membrane. The transcript has 7 exons. Gene Ontology annotation, biological process: protein transport. NCBI's taxonomy places the organism in Eukaryota, Metazoa, Chordata, Actinopteri, Perciformes, Cyclopteridae.